Messenger RNA from Botrytis cinerea B05.10, 916 nucleotides. RefSeq lists its product as hypothetical. The coding region runs from base 176 to 481 and encodes 101 amino acids. The record is from RefSeq and is a predicted model, not a curated record. The transcript has a single exon. Lineage: Eukaryota; Fungi; Ascomycota; Leotiomycetes; Helotiales; Sclerotiniaceae.
GAGAUUGCUUGCGGAAUGUGAUGGGGAGAAUCUGGGGAUAUGUAUGCCGCAACAUUAUCAUACAAUCAUAAACCCUCGUAAAUAAAAAACAAUAAAUAAGAAAUAACACAGAAGAAUCGAGAUCCCAUCUCAUAGACAGCUGGCCAACUCGACAGUGAUAGAUAGCUCCAUACAAAUGUACAAUCAUGGACACAUGAGAGAGAUCAUCCAUCUCUGCCUCUCAUCCCCCAUCCCAUCCAUCCCAUCCACCCAAUCCAACCCAAUACGCCAGUCAUCCUAUAUCAUAUACCAAUACCCAUACCCAUACCCAUCAUCCUCAUCAUCAUCAUCAAUCAUAAAAGACAUUCCAUCCAUCCCAUCUCAAUUCAUCCCAUCCCACUUCAUCUCACCCAUCUCACCAAUCCCAUCUAUCCCACCACCCCUCAAUACCUCCUCCUAUAAGUCGAACUGCUGUAGCUCGUGCGACUCGCUCUCGGACUAGCCGUAACGUACGUUCUACUAACAGGUCUCGAAGUUCUGACCGAAGCAACCGAGACGCGUUGAGGGUGAACAUGACGCCCUCGAGAGACGGGUCGAGGGGCGUAGACGACCUCGCGGACGACAGGUUCGUGGUAAUAUCUUGUUCGACUUGGCCAGCACAUUUUGAUUUUUGGGGAGGAGCGAGGUUUGUAGGGAGGUACGAUUGUUUGUGUGCUGGUGUGUUGGUGUGUUGGUUUGGAGGAAGAGUAGAUGUAUGUGUGUGAUAAUAAUCGUGGUGGAAGUUUUGUAUUGUAUUGUAUUGAUUCUCGAAUCCCGAAAUCGAAAUCGAAUGCGUAUCUUUCUUUUUAGUUUCGUUCGUUGAGUAAUAAUUUACCGAGUGAGAAGAUGAGGAUUUCUAUAUAUGGAUAAAUUCGACAAAGUGAAAUAACAGCAAGAC